CGGCAGGCGGGCAGGGACGAUUGUUAAAGUUAGCCUCUGGUUCCGGAACGCCGAGCGAAGAUGGCGGCGGCCAGGGUCUGGAGGCUUGUCCUCCGCGGUCAGGGGCCGUCAUUGCACACCUCAGCCGAGGCCGCCGUCACAGCUCCAGAGGUGACCGGCCCCGAUGUCCCGGCGGUCCCUGUCGCGCGUUACCCGCCCGUUUUGGCCUCUCUGACUGCCAAGAGCAAGGCGGCUCGGCAGCGGCGAGUGGAGCGCUGGCAGGCGGCGGUGCACGCGGCCGCGGCGGUGGACGAGAAGCUGCGAAUCCUCACCAAGAUGCAGUUCAUGAAGUACGUGGUUUACCCCCAGACCUUCAGCCUGAACGCUGACCGCUGGUAUCAGGGCUUCACCAAGACCGUUUUCCUGUCAGGCCUCCCGCCGCCGCCCGCCGAGCCGAAGCCGGGGCCCUCCCUGGACCUCGCGGCCCUGCGCGCCGCCACCUUUGACUGCCUCUUGCAAGAGCACUUCUACCUGCGGCGCCGGCGGCGAGCACCCCUCUUCCGGGAGCGUGAGGCCGUCGCCUCGCCCUUCCUGGACCAGCUGGCGGCCGCCCUUGUGGGCCUGCUCAGCGCGCACAACCCGACUCUUGCUGCAGCCGCCCUUGAUUAUAAACGCCCAGUUCACUUUUAUUGGUUGCGUGGUGAAGAAAUUAUUCCUUGUGGUCAUCGGAAAGGUCAUAUUGAUGCUUUGCGAUACCAAAUAAAUGAUAAACCACACAACCAGAUUCGAAUAUCCAAACAACUCCCAGAGUUUGUGCCUCUGGAUUAUUCUGUACCCAUAGAAAUCCCUUCUAUGAACUGUAAGCCAGACAAACUUCCAUUAUUCAAACGACAGUAUGAAAAUACCAUAUUUAUUGGCUCAAAGACAGCAGAUCCAUAUUGUUAUGGUCAUACCCAGUUUCAUCUGUUACCUGACAAAUUAAAAAGAGAAAGGCUUUUGAAACAAAACUGUGCUGAUCAGAUAGAAGUUGUUUUUAGAGCUAAUGCUAUUGCAAGCCUUUUUGCUUGGACUGGAGCACAAGCUAUGUAUCAAGGAUUCUGGAGCGAAGCAGAUGUUACCCGGCCUUUUGUCUCUCAGGGUGUGAUUACAGACGGAAAGUACUUUUCCUUUUUCUGCUACCAGUUAAAUACUUUGGCACUGACUAAACAAGCUGACCAAAAUAACCCUCGUAAAAAUAUAUGUUGGGGAACCCAAAGUAAGCCUCUUUAUGAAACAAUCGAAGGUAAUGAUGUGAAAGGUUUUGACGACGAUGUACUACUUCAGAUAGUUCAAUUUCUACUGAAUAGACCGAAAGAAGACAAAUCACAGCUGCUGGAAAACUAACAAACAUUUGAUUCAGGACUUUGGGAUUACUUUAAUUUCACUGGUGGAACAAUGAAAGGAAUUUUAAUGAUGAGGCUUAUAACUAUCAAAUAUUAAUAAAUAUAUUGAUUUUGACAUA
This is a messenger RNA of Manis pentadactyla (Chinese pangolin), 1480 nucleotides long. RefSeq names its product mitochondrial ribosomal protein S30 (gene MRPS30). Gene Ontology annotation, cellular component: mitochondrial large ribosomal subunit; mitochondrion; ribosome. The record is from RefSeq and is a predicted model, not a curated record. Gene Ontology annotation, molecular function: structural constituent of ribosome. The transcript is spliced from 5 exons. NCBI's taxonomy places the organism in Eukaryota, Metazoa, Chordata, Mammalia, Pholidota, Manidae. The coding region runs from base 61 to 1362 and encodes 433 amino acids. Gene Ontology annotation, biological process: translation.